AUGGCCAGGCCCGACAAACCUGUGCAGACUGCUGCUGCCCAAACCUGGGACCUACCUGGGACCUGCUUGAAGCGACCCUGGGGAGAAUGCCUGGCGGGGCGGGCGGCUGGGGUGCGCCAAGGGGCUCGGCCCAACUCAGCCGCCGCCGCUGCUCCCCAGUACGACCAGUGGACCAUCUCCAGGGCCUGCGGGGAGGACGCGCCCAUGCGGCUGGCGCACUGCCGCAGCACCAUGGAGGUAACGAGGCAGAUGAUCCGCCAGCUGGAGAACAGCAUCGAAAAGACGACGGUCAAGAUCACCACGAGCCAGAAAAUCCACCUGCUGUACGUGGACCUGCUGGAUUACCUGAAGAAAGUGCUGGAAGGAUAUCCCACAGAGCUGGACAAGCUGCAGAACCUCGUGUCUGACUACUGCUCAGAGCUGUCAGAUAUGACAGUCAUGUCCCAAGACGCCAUGAUGAUUACAGAUGAGGUCAAGAGGAACAUGAGGCAAGGGGAGGCGACCUUCAUCGAGGAGCGCAGGGCGCGGGAGAAUCGGCUCAACCAGCGGAAGAAGCUCAUCGACAGGAUCCACACCAAGGAGACCAGCGAGAAGUACCGCCGGGGCCACACGGACUUGGACUUCCCCACCAAUCUGAUGGGCUCGGAAAUCACGAGAGUGAGGAAAAAAGAGACCUCCAGAACCGAUAUUGAAUAUCAGACAGAUGUGACUGCUUUUGUGGAGAAGGUCAAGUCUGCUGUGCGGUGCUCUCACCUCUGGGACAUCACCGGCCAGUUCCUGGCCCAGAGGAACACCGAGAAGAACUUGGAGCUGCAGAUGGAGGGCUGUGAGGAGAGGCGGGUGCAGCUGGAGGCCCUGAUGAAGAAGCUGGAACUUGAGGAGGCAAUGCUCAAGUUCCACCAGAGGCCCGGCUCCAUCAGCUUUCCGUCCAUUGAGGAGAAGAUAAAGGACAUGCUGAAAGAGGAAGAAGAAAGGCUCCAGCUGGCCUUCACCAACAUGACCAAGAGCCAGCAGCUGCUGCUGACCAUCCAGACGGGCAUUGACAACCUCUACAUCCGGCUGAUCGGCGUCUCCUUGCCCAGGGCCCAGAAAGAAGUGGCGCCUUCCGACACCCCCGAUCUGUACAGCAAGCUGGCGUACUGCGAGGGGAAGCUCAUGUACUUGGCCGACAGAGUGCAGGCAAUGUCCAGGACUGAGGAGGUCAACACGAAGGUGAGCGACGCCCUGGAGUCCUCAACUCUGAAGGAGCAGCACAACACCAGGAUCAGCUUUGAGGACCUAGAGGAGGACAUGAUAGAAACCUUCCAGUUCGCUGACGUGGACCACAGCUACGUCCCUUCGCGGGCCGAGAUCAAGAAGCAGGCCCAGCGGCUGAUGGAAGGGAAGCUCAAGGCGGCCAGGAAGAAGAAGUAGCCCCCCGCCCCCGCCCCUCUUUGUUACACAAAUAAACGUUUUUCCAGGA
Messenger RNA from Galeopterus variegatus (Sunda flying lemur), 1462 nucleotides. It is a transcript of the gene CCDC183, whose product is annotated as coiled-coil domain containing 183. The record is from RefSeq and is a predicted model, not a curated record. NCBI's taxonomy places the organism in Eukaryota, Metazoa, Chordata, Mammalia, Dermoptera, Cynocephalidae.